Eruca vesicaria subsp. sativa (arugula) is the source of this 1131-nucleotide messenger RNA. The record is from the annotation of a GenBank genome assembly. NCBI's taxonomy places the organism in Eukaryota, Viridiplantae, Streptophyta, Magnoliopsida, Brassicales, Brassicaceae.
AUGAGGCAAGAACCACAAUCGAUGGUGAAACCAAUCGUGAAGGCCAGUAUCUGUGGAAAGACAAACUGUCAAGUUAUGCUUGAACUUGUCAUUGCGGAGUUAAGAGCAGGAGAUUACCGUAGUAGAAUGCCUGAUGCUGCUGCUAAGAAAAGAAAUGAGAACAAAUACCUUGAGUUAGUGGGAGAAAAUAUUUGUUGGGAUCCAGAAAUAACUAACAAAGUUGGUUAUUUUCGUAAACUAUGGGAUUUGCUAGAACAAAAUUUUGGUGAACAUGAUGUUGAGCAGGAUGACCGCUAUUCUCCCCAUAUGCUUGGCCAACAUCUCCAGCAGACUCAGACUUCUUUAGCUAGCAACGAUGACACAGUAUUUGACCAAAUGCAAGAAGAUCAAAGUGUUGAACCAAUUACAGAUGUGCCUACCAAUCAAGGAACCCAACCAGCAAUUCGAAACAUAUUAAACCGCCGCCCUCCAAGAAGAAGAAGUAGCUUUGAAACACAGGUUGAGAGUGGAUUUCAACAAAAAUUACCAAUUGAACAACUUGGAGUAUUUUGGGUGGCAGCAAAUAAGCCGUUGAAGAAUGAAGUAGAUGUCCGUGAAGCAUUUAUAAAAUUGGAGAGUGAAGAAAUUAAGAUCAGAUAUUUGGAGAGUUUAGUUGGCAUAGAUAGAUACGGGAACCCAUGCCCUCAUGUUGAUUUGCUAAUGACAAGUCAAAACCUCUUUCAGAAUGUUGGAAUGACUGGAACUAGUUCAAUGGGAAUUGAAACUGAUAGAACUCAUUUCAUGGGAUUACUUGGGAUGCAGUCAUCUGAGUUAAAAGAAUCAACAAAAGAUACAGCACGUGUAGUUCAUAUACAUGAUGAUGGAAAUUUACGUUCUCGUGGAAUUGAAAAUCUAGAAAAGGAUGAGUUAGUGGAGCUUAUGUUAUUGGAAGAAGAUAAUUUAUGCAAAGAUGUCGAUUUUGAGGAAGCGACUACAGAGAAUAAUGGUGUGCAUAUGAAUCAAAGUGAGAACGAUUCAGAUGAUGAAAAUGAAGUACGAGGAAAUGAAGAAGCAGUUUAUAUGAAGAUCGUUCGAGAUCAGAUUGCUACACAAUUUUGGUCAGAUAAAAGACUUGGUUCUCGUCGGCAAUAG